GGCUCAUCGACCAAGCAACAACUCCCGUCCAGAUCCGAGAGAUCAUGUUACCUACAACAACAAGACCAACGAGGACCUGCGCAUUCCCCGGACGUUGGGAUUGCCAUUGAAAAGAUUCCGACACGCCUUUCUUCUACGCAAACCGACCGCUCUUCGUCUAGACAACGGCCCGGUGCCGAGUGACGCCCGCUCACCUUAUCACAUGCCCGCCAUGCGACUGGCAGCCGUCGCCGUUGGCCGGCUCUCUUGUCGCGCGCAACCGCCGCCGUCACUUUCUACAGCAACAAGCCGGUUUUCCGGCCUCCUUUCACACCACCUAUUACGAACAUCGUCGAAGCAAUCGAUACACGCUUCUUCUUCCCCUUUUCCCACAGCAACCCGAUCAAUACCACGCGCCCCGCGACCACGACUAUCACAGACAUGGCAGAAGACCGGAGGAGAAGGGGGAAAAGGAGGAGCAGGAUACGGUCGGUAUUAUAGACCAAGGGUAAGCCUAUGGGCUAAAGCCGCCAAUGGCGCACUAGCGACCGCAGCCUUCGUCUCACUCUCGGAGGAGGAUAACAACGGGACGGAACAGACGUUCGAGCAGCGGAUGCUUCAGGUGUCGCGGGAGGAAAUUGAGAAGAAGGUCGGGGAGGACGUCACGGGGCUAAAGAGAAUCGUCAAGAAGAUCGUACUGUUCUUGGAUCUUUACAUCUGGGAGCCUCUAUGGACUGGGAUACGGUUCCUCGAGCUGGUCGCCAUUUUCGUGCCGGUGAUCAUUACGGUACCAGCGAUCUGGUUCGGGGAGCGCCAGCCGGAUCGCGACAAUGAGCGAUCAGGGACGCUGUGGUGGUAUGGAUUCUUGGUGCAGGCUAUGGAGUGGGCUGGUCCUGCUUUCAUCAAGCUCGGACAAUGGGCCGCUUCAAGAUCGGACAUCUUCCCCGACGAGAUGUGCAAUAUCAUGUCGAAACUCCACGCCGACGCCCCCGCACAUUCUCUCCACGCUACGAAGCGCAUCGUUGAGGAAGCCUUUGGUGGUCGCCACUUCGACGAGAUCUUCGAGGAAUUCGACGAGAAGCCAAUGGGUGUUGGUGCCAUCGCGCAGGUCUACAGGGCCAAGCUAAAUCCAGACCUCCACGUGCCUGCUGAUGCUGACCUCUCCAACUCGACUCACCGUUUUGCCAAAAAGGUUGGGAGCGUUUUGAAGGCUACGCCAAAACGGGUCCCAUCGUCCUACGUCGCCAUCAAGGUGCUACACCCCGGCGUCGAGCGGACCGUACGGCGCGAUCUCCGGAUCAUGGGAUUCUUUGCGUCCAUGAUCAACGCGAUUCCUACCUUGGAAUGGCUCUCCCUCCCAGACGAGGUCCAGCAAUUCGGUGAGAUGAUGCAGCUACAGCUCGACCUGCGCAUCGAAGCGGCCAACCUGUCCAGGUUCCGCAAGAACUUCAAAGACCGAACAACCGCCUGGUUCCCCUACCCCUACACCAAGUUCAGCACCCGCAACGUUCUCGUCGAGGAGUUCGCCCACGGCAUCCCGCUAGCGGACUUCAUGGCCAACGGCGGCGGCGUCUUCCAGCAAGAGAUCGCUAGCGAAGGUCUCGACGCUUUCUUACGCAUGCUCCUGCUCGACAACUUCGUCCACGCCGACCUGCACCCGGGCAACAUCAUGGUGCGCUUCUACGAGUCCGAAAAGCCCACCCUCAGCCUGCACUGGGACAAGCCCAGCGACGCCCACCCGAAAACGGCGGGUGGCAAGAAGAACGGCGACGUGACGGAGCACGUCCUCUCGCGCCUGCGCCCCUACAAGGGCAACAAGGAGCUGUGGACCGCCGAGCUGGAGAAGAUCGAUAAGGAAGGGUACCGCCCGCAGCUGAUCUUCAUCGACACCGGUCUGGUCACGGAGCUGAACGCGACCAACCGCCGCAACUUCCUCGACUUGUUCCGCGCCGUGGCCGAGUUCGACGGGUACAAGGCCGGCCAUCUCAUGUGCGAGCGCUGUCGCCAGCCAGAUAUGGUGCUCGACAAGGAGGUGUUUGCGCUCAAGAUGCAGCAUCUGGUGCUAGGCGUCGCGAAUAAGACGCUGGCGCUGGGGAAUAUCAAGAUUGGCGAUAUCUUGCAGGACGUGCUGAAUAUGGUGCGCCAGCAUCACGUACGGCUGGAGGGUGACUAUGUCAACGUGGUCAUCAGCAUUCUGCUGCUGGAGGGUAUCGGGCGUUCUUUAGAUCCUGACGUGGAUCUGCUGAGCAGCUCGCUUCCUAUCUUGAGACAGCUGGGUGCGCACGGUGGAAAGGAUAUGUUGAUGGAGGGCGAUGUGCAUAUGAUGGUUGUUUGGCUGGGGUUGGAGGCCAGGCGGUUUAUGCAGGCUAGUAUUGAGGAUGUUGAACGUUGUGUCAAAUAUGAUUUGUUGGCACCGAAUGUAUAAUGGAGGACAUGGGCAUUGUAAUAGCCUGACCAUAGUGUUUCAUAACUACUGUGGCCGGGGAGACUGGCGUACUGGAGAGAAAGAAAGGGACGGAUGCAUCUGGAUGGAGUUUUGCCCGAGAUGGAUGUUUUACGGGAUGGGUUGUGGUAGUCUUUUCGUCGGGAUUUCUGUUUCUUUAUGGUACCCAUGUACUAUAUAUUAUCCUUAGUAGUGAUAUCCUCAUCUUACCACUCAUACAUAACGACUUGGAUAUCUAUUUCCAUCAAAC
Neurospora tetraspora is the source of this 2672-nucleotide messenger RNA. Its product is annotated as ABC1-domain-containing protein. The transcript is spliced from 2 exons. Lineage: Eukaryota; Fungi; Ascomycota; Sordariomycetes; Sordariales; Sordariaceae. The record is from RefSeq and is a predicted model, not a curated record. The coding region runs from base 203 to 2404 and encodes 733 amino acids. Gene Ontology annotation, cellular component: mitochondrion.